Hydatigera taeniaeformis is the source of this 1509-nucleotide messenger RNA. Lineage: Eukaryota; Metazoa; Platyhelminthes; Cestoda; Cyclophyllidea; Taeniidae. The record is from the annotation of a GenBank genome assembly.
AUGAUCAAAAAUCCCUACGACAAGCCUUACGUAAUAGGAGCUCAUUUAGGAAGUCUUCAGAAUGGUGGCAAUGGUAACACAUCUGCAAUGAUAGACAGUCUUUCAUCCAUGGCUGGUGUUAAAGUCGUAAUCAAAGGUGGGACCGAUGUUAGAUGCUUUCCCAACGGACUUCCACCAACACACGAAAAUCCACAGUACUUACCGUGCAGUCAAGCAGGAGAUAUUCUUCAAAACUCCUCAUUUUGUCUAGUCAUUGUUAAUAAUUGGGAGGCAUUGACAUCUUCGGCAGUUCGAUCCAUUCACGCGCAACUGUGGGCAUGCUUUUUCUACCGUUCAAUUCCUGUCAUCCCGACCAAAUAUGAACCAGCACAAGUGGAAAAAUACCUACCUUUCUUUAGCCUUCUUGAGAGUCUCUGGUCCAAAGCUAUCGUAUACUUACCAUUUACUAGUGCACAGAAUUUUGUUUCAAAGCUAAAUGAAAUUUCGAAGCAAGAGCGUAUCAUGCGACUAGAUAAGAUCUCGAAACUUUUCAAUCGCCACUUGGAAACCGUUGGAAAGCAGGUAGAGACUGCCGUGGCAACAUUGAACAAGGCACUUUUACUGCCCCAGCCGGCUGUUCCAACAGUUCGGACACGUUUGGUUGCUGAAAUUCCACGGACUCAAGUUCGGGUUUAUACCCUUGACGAAGGCUACAACGAGAGCAAAUCCAUAGUAGGCUCUAACUUGGCUCAAACUGAGCCGCUCUGCAAUACAUCAAUGAGAGUAGAUUUUGAAGGACCUCUAUGGACAUUUGACAAAACACCCUGGACUAUGUGCCACAAAUCUUCUUCAAGUACGAUUCUCACUGCUUUCCUAUUUUGGCGCUAUGCAUAUUCAAACGAUACCUACUUUUUUAUUCCUCCCAAACCAGAGACCUAUCAAUGGCCCAAGACACCAUUCCCGAUACAUGUGAUUCGUGUGCCUUUAAACAAACUUCAGAGCCGAUUCCUACCCUUUGAUCUGAUCAAAACUGAUGCUGUGUUGACAGUCGAUGAUGAGGUGGUUCCAGACCUGAGUGCAAUGAAAUUGGGCUUUGGGGUGUGGAACGACAAUCCAGAUAGAAUAGUGGGCUAUGUUGCAAGGAGCCAUGAAUGGUUGAAAAGUCAUAGCAAUUUCAAAUACAUUGCCUCUGCCACCAGUCCGUACUCCUUAAUUUUGACAGGCGCAUCGUUUCUUCACAAGUACUUCCUCUACGCCUACACAUUCGAGCUUCCGCACGAAGUGUAUACCUCGGUUGAUGCGUUGAUGAACUGUGAGGAUAUCGCCAUGAACAUGCUGAGUCAGCAGAUCUCCGAGAAGGCGCCUUACCAGGUGAGCACAGUGACUCGAUUUGCCUGUCCUCUGUGCAAGGGCGGACUGUCACGCAAAAAAAGCCACUAUCUCAUUCGAAGUGCCUGCAUAACAAAUUUUAUUCACUUUUUUGGCUAUGAUCCACUCAAAUACAGCACAUUUACCCGAAAGGGUCGGUGA